GAGUUUUGUUGUUUCACAGCUGAAACGCAAGCCAAACAAACCAAAUGUCGAGCCACGGGUCGCUGCGAUCCCAACGGCAACCUCAUCAGCCAUCUCAGCACUCUCAUCCACCCCAACAGUCUCAGUCUCAGCAGAGUCAGUCGCAACAGCGGCUGGCGGAGGAAGUGGCGCGAUGGGCCAAUGCAGAGCUGCAGUACUCGCCCGGAUUGACCAGCGAGCAACUUGCGCCGCUCUGCCGUGGCAACAUGCAGCAUGUCUGGCAGUACCUCGUAGACCACGUUCGCUCUGAGCAGAACGCGGCCGUCGAGCGCGGCAACGCUCGCCUGAAUGCAGGCGCAAGUUUGAAUUUGGCGCCAAAUUUGAGCUCGGACGAAGCCCAGCGACGCAAGCGACUCGCGCAGCGCCGUGGGCAGCUGCAGGCCGAGAUCGCCCAGACGCGCGACCACAUUGCGCGAGUGCGGCAGGAGACGGCCGUGGUGAAGAGCAGUCUGCAGCAGUCCAGCGUCGCCGUGGAAGCGGCAAGCAGCGAGAUCAGCCAGGUCAGACAGCGCCAGGCACUGCUCGCAGGCUACUCUGCACAGGUGGAGCACAUUGCAUCGAGCAGCCGCCAAGUCAUCGCCCAGCUGGCCGAGCAACGCCAGGCCGAGCAGGCAAGGGCGGCCUCGUCCUCGUCUGAAACAGCGCUUCUGGCUCGCUCAGCCAAUACUGCCAAAGCCAGUCAUGGUAGUGGCACCAACUUUGGUGAUCAACGGGCAAGCAAUGCAAGUGCUGCCCUCGAGUCUGCUGCCACUCGCGUCGUUCGAGAAGCCUGCGCGAGAGUCGAGGAGCACCUCAUUCUCAGAGUGCAAUCUGCAUUGAAAACGAACACGGGCCUCAACAAUCAGCAUGCGACCGGAACGAUGGACGAGGCCGGUGCUCGCAACCCGGCACUCUCUGCGUCCAAAGCUCGCACCUGGCAGGCUGUCGAGUAUGCUGCAGCGCAGUUGGGCCCGAGCGCGUUGGUUCGCGGAUUGACUGGAUACGUUGCCUCUGCCAUCACUGCCGUUCAAGCUGAGACAGACUCGCUCGAUUUUGACGCAGAAGCUCAAGAGUACCGAAAACGAUUCUUAGGUGAAGAGGAUGACCUGAAACGCGAUCUUAAAGGGGUUCAUGACCGAUUGCAGGAAUUGCAAUCCAUUCACUCGAGGAUUGUACUUGAGACCAUGCAAGCACGCUUGCGGUCGGUCGCACAUGAUGCCGACACGCGCAGGUCGACGCGCGAGAUUCAAGCUCGUUUGUUGAACGCGUUUUCGGGGGAUGCGACAAUGCAAAAUCUCCUUGCAGAGUCGUAUCGACUCGACGCACACAUUGCCGGGUUGGAAUCAAAAUGUCAGUUCUUGAGGCGUGUGUUCCAGCAGCAACACGAGCAAAUCAUAUCAGGUCAACCAAUGCAAACGAAACUGGAGGAGCUGCAAGAGAACAUUGCAGACCUGACCCACUCCACGACCUCGCAUGAAUCCUUGAUACAAGCGCUGCUGGUCAAAACCAAAGCGGUUGCCCAGCAGGUGGCAGCGAAGCAGGCUGAGAUAUCUUCAUCCCACAAGGAUGCUCUGAUGCCAUCCAAGCUUGCUAUUGACCAGAGCACGCGCGAUCUACAAAACUUUGUCCAACGCGAACUUGCAGCAUUCCAAGCUCUGCCCCUCGCGCUCGUUCGGUUUUCACAGCUCCCCACGUCUCCCCGAACGCCAGUCGCUCAUCUCAGUGUGCAUCGACUGCAAGCGCACAUGAGCACAGCGUCGCUUCAAGCCGUACUGCAACAUUUGGACAUCCCAUGGUACUUUACGCCCGAACGUGUGCUCGAGCUUACCAUCGACAAGGCCAAUCAUUUGGUGGCGCUCCAAGACCGCGAGGGAGCGACUGAAAGCUCUUUACGAGCGCUUCAGCUAACAGAGCAACAGUUGCCUGGUGAUACCAUUGACGCGCUUGUUUGCCGCGCAGAAGAAUGGUUUGGACGAUGCGCACAGGACUUGACGCCCCAGCUCAAGCGUCAUUUAAUCAAGGCGCGCGAGCAUCUUCAGGCUUGCCAGCAAACACAGACGCUGAUUCAAGAGUGGUGGGAACAGCCUGCUCAGUACGCUGCUCCCUGGCUAUCGGUGGAGCAGCGCAACAUUCAGGAGUGGAGCGAGCUGUGGACCAAGCUUGCCAAUCGAUUGCGCCAGUUGAGUGGAACCAACAGCGCCGCAGGCUUGGUGACAGAUUCGCGGCAUCAAUUCGGGGCAGACAGCAGCUUUACGAAUACCAGCGUCAUGGCCACACCUGCCACCUCCAGCUCUCGGGGCUGGCCCGCGGAUCGCUCACACCACAAGUCGACCGGCCGAAAUCAGUCGUCGUCGGGCCUCGACUUUACAACGCGUUCCACACCCGCAUCACACGGCGUGAGUCGGUCGUACAUUUCAGAUUUCGCGGUCUAGUCAGAGUUGCAGCUUUCAUGUUGUCAAACAUGUCCGUUUUCAUUGCGACAUUCAACAACAGCUCGAAUGCACGCAAGAUUGGUGCCAUCCGGUCAUUGUCCCCACCCAAGUGAACUCGUGGAUUGCCGAAUACACUCAAAGAUGACCUCAAAACAAAAAAAAGCUGUAGAUUUCAGCGAAUAGAGAGAAC
Molecule: messenger RNA, 2640 nt
Organism: Capsaspora owczarzaki ATCC 30864
Lineage: Eukaryota; Filasterea; Ministeriida; Capsasporidae
Exons: 10
Coding region: 45-2450 (801 amino acids)
Biological process (GO): centrosome cycle; spindle assembly
Cellular component (GO): HAUS complex; centrosome
Source: RefSeq, a predicted model, not a curated record